AUGAUACAAACUACGAUACGAAAAACAGGGUUAGCGCUCAGCUGGAAUCGACGCCUGCUUCCUUUUCUUAGAAAUGUUGCAACUGCACCUUACCAAAGCUACCUAAACAAGUCAAUAUUUGACCCAGAGAGAUUCACAUUUCCACCACAAGAUAAAGUAAAAUGGGAUGCGCUAACAAAAGAAUACACUCGUAAGCUAUUUACAAAAGAUGUCUCAGUAGUUUUCAAUCAUCUAGUGGAAUUGGAGAAGUACUACAAUAGAUCAGCAGACAACAAGCAGCAAAGGCAGAUGCAAAUGCUAAACUUUUUUCAAGCAGGGCUUUAUUUGUAUAUGGCGAUGGGUUCGAGGUACAACGUUAAAGAAGUCAAUGACAUCGUUCAAUCUUAUGCUAAGUUAAUUCAGCAAGUGAAACUUUUCGAAGUUGGUAACGACGCAUUACAACCACACAUUGACAUAAUUUUAAAGGCUCGACUACAUGCAUAUCACUUGGAGAGGAAAACCAGAAAAAGUCAGAUAUUUGCUUUGCCAAUCAAGAAUGGGUUCAAACAGGCCGUGGAUGACUUUCACGUCGACUUGUCACUGUUUUCAAGACGAUUGACUGAUGAACACUUGAUCAAAUGCGUGGAAGAGCUCAAUCCCGAGACUAAAGAAACGGAGUACUCGACCAGACAUAAUACAGAACCCAAGAUAUCUAAUCAGAUCCCAAUAGGCUCCUACUUGGAUGAUUUCGGUAACUUACAUUUCGAAAAAGCAUGUGAAUAUAUUGAGAAUAACAAAUUUGAAUGGAAAGGAGAACCAAUUACAUGCAGAAUAUACGAGUUCUACGAAAGUUUACCCAAUGAUGAAAAAUCAACAUUUUUACUGGAUUACCUCACCUUUAACAAGACAAAACAAUCAAUAUUAGAGCAAUAUACUCAUAAGUUGAUCAAAAGUCCAUCAAAAUACAGCACAGUUUCCGAGCAGAGUGCGAAAUUCGUUUCUCAUGAGCAAGAAAUGGUCAAAAAUUGGAUUGAUUCUAGUUGUAGGAGAAUUGAACUGAUAAGUAUUGGGUCGCCCGCCUCGGAUAAUGAAAAAGUUCUUUAUCGGUUUCGUCAAUUUGUUCAAGUUUUCCCAAUAAGCACCAUGAUCAGCAAUAUCAUUUACCAACUAAUUUCAUCGGCAUACAAGGAGAAAGUAGGGGUUGUGGAAAUUUUAAACAGUAUGAGGAUUGCUUUUAGACGGGAUAUAUCAUUGAUGAAAAAUUCAGACAUUAAGGCUCAACUUUUCAAGUUCAUCUCAGAUAAUGAUUUUGAUAAAUUCUCUAGUAUUUUGGUCAAAUCAGUGAUUGAUUCGUGUAUUUUACCUAAAGAAUAUGCAAUUAGUGGAGCAGAUGAUGAAGAUGAUAACACAUCCGUCUUCACUUUUAACGACACCGAUAGCCAAUUUGCUUUUAGUCUUGAUACAAGCUACUUGUCCCCUGCUAAAUCCAAAUCAGUAAUAAAAAUCAACACUGUACUCACACAAAGCCUAACUUCGAUUCCGAUUGGCUCGGAUUCACAUCAUUUCCCAUUAUUGUGUCCACCAGAACCAUGGCUUGGGGUCAACAAAGGAGCAUAUUUGGAAAGAAGUACCCCAUUCCUAAGUGGUUUUGACCAAUUACAACAAACGAUAUUACAAAAUGCGCAUCUUCAAGGCAAAUUAGACUCGGCCUUUAAGUGUCUUGACCAAAUGGGUAAAACAGCAUGGUCCAUUAAUCCAGAUUUGUUACUGGUAUUUAACAAGGUCAUGGAAAUACCCCAGGGAUUCCUUGACAUUCCACCAAAGGUUAUUGAAGUGUCGAGCAAAUCAAAACAAGAGAUUAUUGAUAUAAAAGGGUUGAGACUGAAUUUCGAAACGGUCAAAAUGUUGGCCAAUGCAUUUGGACGUAAUGGUGAUAUGUUGUAUCAUUGUUAUGUAUUUGAUUUCAGAGGUCGUGUUUACCCUUUAUCUCCAUUGACUCACUACGGUGGUGAUUUAACCCGAUCUUUGUUUCAAUUCUGGCAUGGUCAACCAUUGGGUGCUAACGGAUUUUAUUGGAUAAAGUAUCAACUAAUGUCGGUGUUUGGUGGCGGCACCGAUUGUGAACAAUUUUUCAAUCAGAAUAGGGUCGAGAUCAUUGAUUCGGCAGUUGAUCCAUUGCACAACAGAUGGUGGAUGAAAGCCGAUGAACCGUUUUCGGCAUUAUCCGUUUGUAUUGAGAUUAGAAAAAUCUUGCAAUUCCUUGAACAAGGCAAGGGCUCAAUCGAAGAGUAUGUAUGUCGAUUGCCUAUCCACCAAGAUGGUUCAUGCAAUGGACUACAACAUUAUGCCGCAUUAGCUGCUGAUGGUCUUGGUGGUAAAGCAGUAAACUUGGUCCCAAUGGAUACAAAACAAGACGUGUAUUCCACAGUUAGAGAUAUUGUUGAAUGCAAGAUUAUUGAUGAUGUGGAAAAUAAACUAUUGGAAAAGGAUCGCGACCAUGCUGAAUUCAUGUUGAAGAUAUUGGACCGUAAGUUGAUUAAACGACCAGUUAUGACUACUGUUUACGGAGUUACAUUAGCUGGUGCAAGUCGACAAAUUUUAGAGAAUAUUGAGAAGAUCGUAUCUGAUCAUGAUGAAAAUCCGUCCAAACGGGGAUUAUAUGAUGAUUCAACCAUUGAUAAACUAAGACAAUUCAAUUUGAAAUCGACUAUUUACCUAGCAAGAAAGAUUUUAUCAUCAAUUGAUGAUUUAUUCUACAAUGCUAAACAAAUGGAACGAUGGCUUGUUGAUAACACGAGACGGAUUUUGACUAGCCAUAAUGUGAAAACGUUAAACUAUCUUCAACUGAAGACAUUUGCAUCAGCAUCGCUUACAUCCACGUCUGCAACAAAAGCCUUAAGUAAUUGGUACAAGACACCCAUAAGUUAUACUCCCAUUAGUUGGAUAUCUGCUUCUGGGUUUCCUGUGAUACAAACGUAUCGGAAAAAACUGCAGCCACAUAGUGUUACCGGAGCGUUGGGGUCUAUUAUGCAGCGGGCACUGAGCAAAUAUGCACCCAUGGAUCGACGUAAGCACGAGUUGGCAAUUGCACCCAAUUUCAUUCAUUCUUUGGAUGCCAGUCAUAUGUUUAUGACAUGUGAUGCAUGCGCUGGCAAAAGUGAAAAUACCAGUGUGGAUGGCCCUACUGGGUUGACAUUUGCAUCGAUACAUGAUUCAUAUUGGACCCAUCCAAACGAAGUUGAGAAAUUAUCACAAAUAUUGCGUCGAACGUUUGUUAAAUUGCAUUCAUUUGACUAUAUGAAUCAUGUUCGUAACGAUUUCAUUAAUCAAGUCAAGCAUUCGCAUUUAUUCCAAUUGGUUUACUUCAACAAGAUGGAGUAUCCCGAUCUCUAUACGAAAUUGAAGACUAUUCGAAAUGAAUAUGAAGAGUGUGGUGGUAAGAUGAAAGUUGCCGAUGUGUUGAAUCUUGAGUUGAAGCAAAUCCAUGAAUUGAGACAAGAUCAUCCCGUGAGCCAACUACUUAGCGAGCAUGAUCCGAAAUUGUACCACAUUGCCGGCAACACCAUAUACGAAUACGGAUCCGAUGUCAAAGAUAGUGGAAGAGCACUAAUUGACAAAUCACAGCGCAAACAGAUGGUUCCGGUUUUCGUUCCUGUACAAAUAUUGAAUCUUCCAAAGAGAGGUGCAUUAGAUAUAAGACAAGUUCUUCAAAGUAAAUAUUUCUUUUCCUGA
This is a messenger RNA of Lodderomyces orthopsilosis Co 90-125, 3711 nucleotides long. RefSeq lists its product as uncharacterized. Gene Ontology annotation, molecular function: DNA-directed RNA polymerase activity; mitochondrial promoter sequence-specific DNA binding. The transcript has a single exon. NCBI's taxonomy places the organism in Eukaryota, Fungi, Ascomycota, Pichiomycetes, Serinales, Debaryomycetaceae. The record is from RefSeq and is a predicted model, not a curated record. The coding region runs from base 1 to 3711 and encodes 1236 amino acids. Gene Ontology annotation, biological process: mitochondrial transcription. Gene Ontology annotation, cellular component: mitochondrial DNA-directed RNA polymerase complex.